AUGGUUGAGGAAAGGCUGAGCAGCGUCGGUGUCCUGAAGGCCGCGCUGACGGUGUUCGCUUGGCCCGUCGUGCUGCACCUUCUCUUCGUCACUGCUCGGAAGUAUGACGAUCUGCUCCAAAACCUGCUGCUGCGGCUCUUGCUGUACGUUGGAUCUUCCGUCGUUUUGGUUCGGCUGCCGGCGGCUCCAGAUGUUCGAAGCAUGAAGUUGGCAUUGGCUCGUGUCCUCACGCCCAUGAUCGAGCCCUUUGUCCCAGAGACCUGGAUCGCUCGCAAGUUGGCCGGGUUCUUUGCAGGCCUGCUUCUGGGCUUCUCCCGAGCUUUCCUGGCCUUCUCCGCCGUGAACUUCGGUGCCCGGGUCCUCCCAAAGACCUGGAGCUUGGACCUGAGGAAGAGCGAGCCCUACCUGAUGAUCCUGGAUGCUAACGGCGAUGGCAGAGUUACAGCCGACGAGGUCUUCUCCUUCGUCUUCCGACUCAGCCGGCAAAUACUGGGCGCUGCCAUGAGCUCCAUCGUCGGAUACCAGGUCUUGAAGCUCAAAAGGCCCCCGAAGGUUGCCGUUCCGGCGGCAUCCAAAAGCACCUUCUGGCCUGUGCGCUUCUGGUGUCGGAUGAUGUAUGCACUGCAGAACCCACGGGAGGCGAAGUCCAGACUGCUGGCGAGGAGGGUGAUGCUGGUGAGCCGACUUACAGAUGUGGUGGUGGUGGUCUGUGCCAUGUUGUGGCCCUGGCUGGCCAUUGUGGGCCUGAGGCCGCAAGUGGUCCUUGCUCUGGGCGGGGUGGGUGGUCUCGCAGUGGGUUUGGCAGCGAGGAAUGUGGUGGGGAACCUCAUUGCAGGUGCCUUGAUUCAGUUGAACAGGCCUUUCGUCGAAGGCGACGAGAUACGCCUGGGAAAUGACAAGAUGGUUGGCAUGGUGGAGGAGAUUGGCCCCAUCAACACGCACCUCAACGGCCUGGACGGCAUGUUGGUCCACAUCCCAAACCAAAACCUCUUGAAGGACUAUGUGGUCAACAAGACCCUGAAGGAUUUCAGGCCCAUCCGGGAGGAGGUGAGGGUCAUUUUUUCGGACCUGCGGAAGCUCCCCGAGCUGGUGGAGAGCCUUCAGAACCUCCUCCUGGCGCAUGAAGGGCUCCUGCAGGAAGAGGAGGUGCGAAAACUCAAAGAUCUGCGCGGAGGGUGCGUCAAGGUCUACCCUCCUUUUUGCGGCUUCGGAGGCUUCGACGAUGUUGGAGCCAAGAUUGUGAUCGAGGCCUACACGCGCGGCUCCAUCUCCUUGCUGCCCUUCAAGCGCAUGAAAAGCCAGCUCCUACUCCGAGUCAGCAAUUGUAUCAUCGAUCACGGCGCCCAGGUGGCCUUUGUCGCGACGCACGAC
This is a messenger RNA of Symbiodinium sp. CCMP2456, 1371 nucleotides long. Lineage: Eukaryota; Dinophyceae; Suessiales; Symbiodiniaceae. The record is from the annotation of a GenBank genome assembly.